This is a messenger RNA of Aedes albopictus (Asian tiger mosquito), 1241 nucleotides long. RefSeq names its product F-box/LRR-repeat protein 15 (gene jet). Gene Ontology annotation, biological process: SCF-dependent proteasomal ubiquitin-dependent protein catabolic process. Bases 159 to 1040 code for a protein of 293 amino acids. Gene Ontology annotation, cellular component: SCF ubiquitin ligase complex. NCBI's taxonomy places the organism in Eukaryota, Metazoa, Arthropoda, Insecta, Diptera, Culicidae. The record is from RefSeq and is a predicted model, not a curated record. The transcript has 2 exons.
UUUUAUUUUCCACAAAUCAAAACAAAAAUAAAACACAGUCCAGUGUGUCGCAGUAAAUUUUCGAAUCAUACAUAUUUUCCUCAAUUUGUGCAGAAUAUUCUAUAAAAUCACAGUUUCCCCGCAAAAAAAAAACGCAACAAAUUGUGUGCAGUCUGCCAAUGGCAGACUCUAUCAACCAUCAGCAAGACGAAGCUUCCGAAUUGACACUGUUCGACAUCGCCUGGGAUGACGUCCUGUUCGCCAAAGUGCUACCGCUGCUGUCGCUGCAGGAUUUAUUCAAUUUCCGGUGCUGCUCCCGGUUGAGUAAACACUUUGUUGACAAUGGUUUCCAGCGGAUGAGAAUACUGAAUUUGUCCGGAAAUAAUAAUCGAUGCAUUGAACGCGCUUUCCAAGUGGUAUCUAGGAACUCGGGCAACAUCCGCACGGUUAACUUGGCCAAGUGCAGCUGGCUGCAUGAUGGGCUUUUGUCGAGCUUUCUACAACUCAAUACCAGAAUCACACGGAUUAACCUGAGUGAAUGUGUCAACAUAACGUCCGCUUCGCUGCAACCGAUUAUUAUCGAGUGCAAGGAGCUAACGGUCCUGAAACUAGCCCGCUGUAAUUGGUUAACAAUUGGAGCAAUGGAAGCAUUGACACUGCACCAUUCUAAGAUACAGGAGCUGGAUAUUUCCCACUGCAACUCGCUGAACGAACGGUGCAUUUCGGUGUUUCUGCUGAACUGCCGUCGGUUACAUACACUAUCGCUGGCUUACCUGCCCAGUGUCACCGACAACCUACUGUACUCGAUUGCCAAAAACACCAAAGAAAUCCGACAUUUGAACGUGAUCGGAUGCCAGAUGAUUACCGACCGGGGCAUAGGAGCACUUUCACUGUACUGCAAAAAGUUGGAAUCGCUAAUGGUACGUGAUUGCCCUUACAUAACCGAGCGAAGUUUGUCCCUUCUACGAGGUAAAGUAUUCAUCGAUAGGCCUCGAAACUACCAACAGCAGCUUCCCAUGGCAGCAAAUAUCAGAUUUCCGAGGCUAUUCCUACAGGUAUAAAGUGCCACUUGUACAAACCUCCAGGAUGAAAGGUUAACUACUAAACAACAUAUUUUUAUGGGAACUUACACACGACAGAAAAAAAGAAAAAAAAAACUAUGUCUAUUAUAUAUAAUCUUUAAAUACAAAUAUUUAUUGUACUCUUUGUAAAGUAUUUCUUAGUCGUUAAGCGAUGAUUAUUAAAUUAUUCACAACAAAUAA